Molecule: messenger RNA, 768 nt
Organism: Aspergillus tanneri
Lineage: Eukaryota; Fungi; Ascomycota; Eurotiomycetes; Eurotiales; Aspergillaceae
Exons: 1
Coding region: 1-768 (255 amino acids)
Source: RefSeq, a predicted model, not a curated record
AUGGCAUCUCAGUGGGCCGACCCGAGAUACAAAUUCCUCAAUUGGCAUGAUACCUUGCCAGAUAUUGAGGAGGACGCGUCAUCCGAUGCCAGGUCAGAACGAUGUCCGUACUCAACUAAGACAACUACUAGACCUAGCCUCAGUAAGCUGGCAACUGCCACCGUACUGGGAUGCAUGGUUUUAACAAUUCUCGCAAUCAGCAUAAUCACACUAGUACGGCAGAUGGAAUUUGAGAACAAAAUAUCUCCAUUGAUAUCACACAAUUCAUCCAUCAAUUCACCACCAGCGUAUCAACCGAUGCGCAAAAGACCAUGUGGACAAGCAGCGCAUGAAGCUCGGGCGGCAGGAUGCAAAUUCGAUGUCCUUAGAGCUGCCUGGCUGCCCCGAGAAUGUAGCGAUGAUGAGCUGCAUGCAGUAGCAAUCAGUGACGCUCCCUGGCAGUUUUAUCGAAAUACUUCGGCAUUCGUAUACCGUCAAGGCCACUGGUGGCCGACAGGGGAUGAAAUGGUGCCUAUAAGCGGGUAUGAGGAGCUGAGCGAGCAACGCCAUAUCGCUUGGGCCAGUCGUCGGUAUCAUAUCGCACAUUGCAUGUAUACGUGGAAGAUGAUGGCACGGGCAGUGGAGAGUGGGAGAAGAAUGGAUUCUACACUGAGGGCAUUUCAUCAUAUUUCGCAUUGCGCGGAUACAGUGUACGAGUUUAUGGAGGAGAGGGAGACUCCGUUCGAGUUGGUUAUGACUCCGGUUAAGAUUGCAUAUCCAGACUGCUGA